UUUGGUCUAAAAAGUAUCUGCAAGUAAAUUUAUACCAAAAAUGCCGCAGUCAGGCUGCACUAGAGAAAUGUUGUUGGUCUUCGUUUUCAAUCGUGUCGUUUGCUUUGCUUUAGUCGUCUGAAAAAGAAUCGAAAAAUGAGUUUACAAUAAAUUUAUAAACAGAGUUCAAUUUUUUCACUUUAAACGAAAGCAUUUUAAUCAACACAUAAUUACGUCGACCUUUUUUUGUGAUAUGUUUUUCUGCUGCAGUUGAAAAAUAGAAGAAAAGUAACACUGCAAGAAUUAUACUUUAAAGAAUUCGAUUGGAGUAUUUAGAGUGAACAAACACACUUCAGUAAUUCUUUUAAAAAAAGUAUAACAUUUAAAUAAUGGCAAAAGUUGCAAAAAAUAAUAUCCUUCAACGAUUCAAGAACUUAAAAUGUUUUAAUCCCCUGAAGUUUAAACCGCAUAAAAGGGAUUGCAGUAAAUUAAGACGAGUUUCAGAUAAAACCUUGCUCUCGUUGCGAAUACCAUUGACAAAAAAUAAUCGGGAGAAAAAAAUAUGUAACAGUUGCAGAUGGAGACUGACGAAAUGGUCUAAGAAUAAUGUGAAUAAGAACAAUGAAGGGGGUACAUCCACAAACAAUAGCCCUUCGUCGAGCGAGGGAAUUAUUCAACCAUCAAGCAGUAGCAGUUCAGCUGUGUACGAAACUAAAGUCGUAAAAAAUGUUCUCAGUCCGUUAAAUUCUCCUAUUAUAUCAAAAACACGUAAACGACAGCAAUAUUCAAAUCGAAAAAAAAAAAAUAUACCUGAAGCGAUUACGCAUACAACUUUCAAUAUUCCUACCGAUGAUUCCAACGAUAGUUGGUUGAAUGAUUCCGUUGGAAGCAGUAGCAGUUCAGCUGUGUACGAAACUAAAGUCGUAAAAGAUGUUCUCAGUCCGUUAAAUAGACCACUCUGCCUAAUAAGCAAUUCCCCUAUUAUAUCAAAAACACGUAAACAACAGCAAUGUUCAAAUCGAAAAAAGAAAAAUAUGUCUGAAGCGAUUAAGCGUACAACUUUCAAUAUUCCUACCGAUGACUCCAACGAUAGCGAUGAAGAAGACGAACCAACAUCAAUUUUGAAGAAUCUACAAGAAAAAUUUAAUGGCACACGAGAUAGAACUAUGAAAAUAAAAAUAUUGAGUAUUGUGCAUAAUUGGUCUUUCAAAAAAAUAACGACUCACUUUCCAAAUGCUACAAAGCAUAUGAUUACUGUAGCAAAAAAAAUUGCUUCAGAGAAAGGUAUUUUAGAAGACUAGGCUAACGAAUGCUUGUUAGAUAUUGUGGGCCGUGACAUUAUUGUGACAUUAAAAGACUAUGAAGCUGGUGAAAACAAGAUUAGGCAUCAUUUUGAAGCAGCUACAUUAGUGAUGGGGUUAUUAAAAUAUCACUGCUUUAUUCCCGGUUCGGAAAAAAAUUGUAAUGGCAAAAAUGAUUUCUUCGUCAGACGUUACAGAUUAUGCAUCAAUAAUGAUAUAAGUAUUAAUAAAAUCAGAAAA
This is a messenger RNA of Teleopsis dalmanni, 1520 nucleotides long. RefSeq lists its product as uncharacterized. Bases 369 to 1280 code for a protein of 303 amino acids. The transcript has 4 exons. NCBI's taxonomy places the organism in Eukaryota, Metazoa, Arthropoda, Insecta, Diptera, Diopsidae. The record is from RefSeq and is a predicted model, not a curated record.